Molecule: messenger RNA, 6916 nt
Organism: Equus caballus (horse)
Lineage: Eukaryota; Metazoa; Chordata; Mammalia; Perissodactyla; Equidae
Gene: TIMD4
Product: T cell immunoglobulin and mucin domain containing 4
Biological process (GO): positive regulation of mast cell activation; phagocytosis, engulfment
Cellular component (GO): cell surface
Molecular function (GO): virus receptor activity; phosphatidylserine binding
Source: RefSeq, a predicted model, not a curated record
AGGGGCCCAAGGUAAAUGAACCUUGGCCACAGGAAGACUAGUCUUUGCUCUGGUGUUCCCCCAACUGAGUCAGCCUCUGGUUUCCUUCCUGUUUGCUCCCUUAUCUCCUGUGUCAGCACCAGGAGUCAGUUUGGAUUCUGUGUGCAGAAGGAGCUGGGAAGUAAGGGGCUGCUUCCGAGAACAGCUUUGCCAGUCUAUUGGAAGGCCAGUGCCAUCAUGUGUCCUCUGGUAGCCAUCUCAAGCCUCAUACUACUUCUGACAGAUGCUGUAGUUUCUUAUACACAAGUGAGUGGAGUGGUGGGUCAACCUGUUACGCUUCUCUGCACCUACUCAACGGCGAAUGGAGCCAUCACGACCAUGUGCUGGGGCCGAGGGGCAUGUCCUAUGUCUCAAUGCUCAGAUGAAAUUAUCCGGACUGAUGGAACCCAUGUCACUUUUCAGAAGAACAUACGUUAUAAGCUAAAGGGAAACCUUUUGGAAGGGAAUGUGUCUUUGACCAUAGAGGAUGCAGUCCAGGCUGACAGUGACCUGUAUUGUUGCCGUGUUGAGCACAGGGGGUGGUUUAAUGAUAUGAAACACACCAUAUCGUUGGAGAUAAAACCAGUAGCUACUUCAUCUUCUCCAACGCAGACAGCAGAAACCCAGCCUACCACCCUUCAGGAAACAAGUACAACUGGGGUAGCAGUGCUCUUUUGCCCAACAGAUGCGAAUGACACUGUGACAGAGUUUUCAGAUGACCCUUGGCAUAGCAAUCAAACUCGUGUGCUGGUGGCACAGAAAGCACGGACGACCAGCAGUGGGGGGCUGUACAUUGGGAUCAGCAUUACUGUCGUGAUAUUGCUCACUCUUUUGGUGGUCAUGAUUAUCAAAACUUCAGCUUCAGAGAUUGUCAUGACAGCGACUUUGGGUCAGACUGCGACGUUGCCCUGUAUGCACUCCUUCUGGUCUGAGAGCAGCAACAGCAUGUGCUGGGGCAAAGGCCAGUGUCCCAACUCCAAAUGCAAUGAGGAGCUUCUCCACACCAACGGGGGGAGUGUGCUCUCGAGGAAGUCGUCAAAAUACGAACUCCUGGGGAAUAUCAAGAGAGGCGAUGUGUCCUUGACCAUCUUCAACACCAAUGAAGGCGACAGCGGUGUGUACUGCUGCCGCAUAGAGGUGCCUGGCUGGUUCAACGAUGUGAAGAAGAACAUUCGUCUGCUGCUGAGGAGAGCCCCAACAACCACGCAGUCAGCAACAACCCGUCAUCCAACCACCACCACUGCUGUGACGACAACCACAGCGGUGCUUCCAACAACAGUCAUGACGACACCUGCCCUCACAACCAGAACACCACUUGAGACAAAAACCACCACUGCCCUCACAACAACGGCAACCACAUGCCCUCUGACAACACUGAGCUCCCUUCCUGAGGCAACCACAAUUCUUCCAACCAUUGAACCUCCCACAGAGGGGCCUACCCUCCCUUCAGAAUCAGAAACUUUCCCUCCCUCCAGUGACUCCCAGAGAAUCACCGAGGUGACUUCUGGAGACAUUGCCUUACUCACAUCCAAAGCACCUGAGACAGCAAUUACUGGGCAAGAUGAAGUUGAAUCAGAACAGGUAAAAAUGGCUGAGAACUUCGACCUGCUGAUGAUCAUUGCUCCCUCCCUGGGAUUUGUGCUGUUGGCCUUGCUUGUGGCGUUUUUCAUUCGAGGGAAAGUCAUGAAAACCAAUUGUUUCCAGAAACACACAAGGUUAGACAACGCUGGAGAAAGUAAAAAUGUCCUUGAUGACAUGCAGCAUGGAAGAGAGGAUGAAGACGGUCUUUUCACUCUCUAACAUGCCACUUUUCCUUAGGAUUGAGGAUUGGGACAUAAUGUGUGAUUUUUAUCAAAAGAAGUCUUAGAAUGUUUUGAUUUUUUUUUUUUUAAAGCCCCAUCUAUGCCAUUGUUGUCAUUGGUCCAGUGCUUUCACAAAUGAAAGGUACUUUAGAGACCACACCUUCUCCACCCCAUGUUUUACUCUUCUCUGUAGCAUCACUGCUAAGUGAUCUUCCACACCAUGCUUGAACACUUUCAGUGAUGGUGAGCUCACUACCACACCCAAGGAAGUCCAUUCAAUCUCAGGGCAGUUUCGAGACUAGAAAUAUUUGAAACAAAGUCUAUCUCCAGAUAGCAUCUGCCUAUGGGUCCUAGUUGAACUCCUCAUGCUUACGCAAAAUGUGUCUAAUUUCUCUUUUACCUGGUAAAAGUAGUGCUCCAGAUGCUGGAAGGAGAACCUCAGGCCUCUCCAAAUUGCCUUUCCUCUGGGACAUGAUUUCUGGUCCUUGCUCUGCCCUACCUGCCUUUGCCUUGUAAGCAUUUGUAUCUCCCUUUUUAUGCCCAACUUUCAGAGUUCAGUGCCCCAGCCUAGGUGUGAUGUGAGCAGCCCUGGGUCUAUGCUUCAUCAGUAAUGCAGGAAAUGAUGUGGAAUUGCACCACAGUUUUGGCUCACCUCUAAAACUGCUAGGUUUUCUACUAUUUUCUGUUCACAUUUGAAUGUCCUUAGAGAUGACCAUAGCGUCGCAUCUUAAUGCUUGCUUGGGGAAUUUAAUUUUGAAAACAACCAAGAGUCCAUCAAAGCAAAAUGUGGUGAACGGUGUAGACAUUCAACCAGGGCCAGCGCCUGGAUGUGACAGUAAGGUGGUCCAGAUUAGUUUCUCUAAAUACAGUUCGUGAAAAUUUGUUCCUUAAAAAGAACAGGUUUAUUUAAAGACUUUAAUAGCUAGCAGCAUGAGAAACCUUGGAGAGAGAUGAAAACAAACAGUUGAAUGAAUGAAUAAAAAGAAUGAGAGAGGCCUUGGGUUGGGCAGAAAUGUGGAAAGUCAACCAGGUCUGAAAGAAAUUUCCCUGAAAUACUUCCAAGUAUGUUUAGGGCAAUAGCAGCAUUAAUGAAAUAAGCACACAGUCUUUCAAGGUAACCACCUUUUGUAUUUCUACUCUCUUGAUAUUACCUUUAAGAGAGGAAAAUAGUCAGUCUUGAUUGUAUUGUGCAGUCAAGGCUGUGCUUGACUGGUACAGCCUGUAGAUUUCUCGUGUGGACCCAGCAGUUAAUCUAAAAAUCCCCCUCUCACCCGGGCACUUGAAGAACAACUCGCCCAGAGGACCGUGCCUUCUGGCUCAUUCUUUCGGUGCUGAGCAGAGUGGCAGGUUUGGCCUAAGUGAAGGAAACAAUUGGCAGCCUGUGGGUAGCUUCUUUUUGGGGCUUGACUUGCUCCUCUAUGUCAGCUUAAGAUACUAGAAAUGAUUUUGGCUAGUGUGCUAAACUCAAGUUUAGAAAAUGAGGGGGAAAAUGGACCUAAAGUCCGGUUCAGGGCCUCAGUUUCCCCAACUGGAAAAUAGAGUGGGACUAGAUGACCUUGUAUAGAUAGUCAGGUCUAAUAUUUUGCAAGUCGAUGAUACAACCCAGCCUAACUUAGUUCAUGCUCCCUUGUCAUCUUCCAGAACCACCACCACCAUCAAUGCCACCACUAACUUGGGUCUGAUUAGAAAAAAGAAGACAGCAAAUACUCCCUAAACAGAAUAUUUAAGCUCAAUGAAUACCCUUCUGUUUUGCAAGGGGGCCAUCUUCAACCUCUUCCCAAGUAUAUUUCUGAAAAUCCUCCGUUAGACCAAAACACAUUUAAAUGACCAAUCACAGUACUUUAGACCUGGUGAUGGCCUCCAGGAGCCUCUAGCCUAGUAGCUCUCAACCUUAGCUGAACAUCGCAAUUAACUGGAGAAUUUUUUUAAAAUGCCAAUUCCCAAGUCCCAUCUUUAAGAGAUCCUUUUGCAGUUGGUCUGGGGUGUGGCCUGGGUGUCUAAAUUUUAAAAAAAAUGCCACAAGUGGUUCUAAUGUGCAGCCAGGGCUAAGAACCACUGCUCUAGCUCAGUGUUUUUCAAACUAUGCACUUCAGAUCAGCAGCCUCAGCAUCCCCUGGAACUUGUUGGACAUACAAAUUCUUGUCCCCACCCCAUACCAUCUGAAUCAGAAACUCUGGGGGUUGUGGGGUGGAGCCCAGUGAUCUGUUUUUUAACAAACCCUCAGGUGAUUCUGAUGCACACUAGAGUUUGAGAAUUAUUGCAGCACAAAAAAUCCGUAACAUGGGGAUAGAGAUUUCAAGAAAAGAUUCCUCCUUAACCAGGGUUUGGUGGGGGUGGGGGUGGCUAUGCUGAGCAUGGAGAGUUUCCAGAAGCGGCAGGCCAAGGUCCAGGUGGAGGUCCCUGUCAGAGACCUCAUUUAAGCUAGCCUUACUUUCUGCUUGGACUCCUGCAAUAGCUUCCUCACCACACUCACCAACUUCACUCCUUUCCGUCUCUGAUUUGUUCUCCAUGCUGGGGCAGAGAUGACUUUUCCAAAUGCAGAUCUGAGAUUCUUGUCUCGUGACUUCUACUCACGGUGUAGCAGAAGUACACUUAGGGUCUCCCCAAAGCUGGGGUGGCAGACGAUGACUUCAGAGGCCAGGCAGCUGAUACAGAUGAGUGAGGCAGUGGGACGUGAUGUGGCCUGUAACAAAGCAGAGUGUGUGUGCGUCCACUUAAAGGCAUUAACAUUCAAAGUUAGUUAAAAUAACAUCCUAGGUAAGCUACACAAGGCAACCAGUUUGAGACUCAAACAUCCAGGGGAUGGGGGUUGGUUUUACCAAAUGACGAAUUAGUGAACAUAUCAUUCUUAUACUGAGACUCCCUGAUCAGAGGAGGUUGUUGGAGUAGUUGUUGCUCGCUUUCCCUCUCUAUGCAAUCAAGACGCCAUCUACAAACUUCUUAGUAUCUAUUGCGUGUCCAGGACGAGAAGAGAGAAUCACUUCCCUUUAAGGAGCUUAAAAAUCUAAAUGAGACAAAAACACCCAUGGAAAAGCAAUAGAGUAGGCUCAGUGUUGUUUUUCCAUUUCUCCAAGGAAGGACUUUGAUGGAGAAGUGCCUCUUUUGGCUAAUGUUUAUCGGUGGGUCCACAAUCAAACCUUGAGGAUUUAGAGCAACCUAAUUCUGCAACCUUGACCUUGGCCUUUCUAGGCUAAAUGAAAGAGAGAACAUCCAAUCCUUAAGGAGCAUUUGCUGUGUUCUGGGCACUCUAUUAAGUGUUGCAAGGCAAUUUCGCAUUGAAUCCACACAGCCCGAUGAAACAUUAUUUCUGCUUUCGGAGCUGAGAAAACAGAGACAGGGGAAGGAAUUUGCUCAAGGUCACGUAGUCCAACUUCCUGUGACAGAGGCGGGACUUGAACCAGGCUGGAAGGACGCCAUACUCUUAACCACUACCCUGUCCUUCACAGCGAGGCCCAAAUUUAGGACUUCAUGCAUAAAGAACUGCAGCAUUGACCUGUGUUGGUCCCAAAUGGAUUCUAGUUUACUCAGAUGCUCGGCAAUCUGAGUGUUUUGAUGGUUCUCCAAUCCCAACCCCUUUAUCGCUCAAUCUUCCCUUGUCCCCACAUUAUUUACUCAGAAUCUUAUUUGCAUUUGCAGAGGAAGCUGCAAGUGGAGAACCUGGCAGGAGCCUUAAUGAAGCCAGGUGGGACACAUUUAAAUGGGAAUGUGUUGAACUAACUCAUGAAGAACUGAAGCCAGCUGUCAGCGGGCUUAAUGAAAGGUUAACAGGAAUCCGGCAAUGGGUGGCUGGGGAGACUCUCUGUCUCUCUAAAGAAAACAAAAAGUUGAGAAGUGGGCUCCCUGGGUGGAUGCAAGAGCAGAAGGAGGAAGCCACUUGUAACCAGAAGGCUGGGUCUCAAAAUAGAGUUUCAUUUGGAUUUGUAAACAUGUUACAAUCUUAAAAAAAAUUUAAAAAGCACUGUGAGUUCUCAGCUCUCUGAGCAUCAAAGGACAGCGAAAGGGAGGGUUCCCGAGUAAGAUGAAUGCUAAUACUGUUAGGAGGGAGCUUGGGGAGCUCUGGAGAAGGCUGCUCACAAGACAGAAGGCGGGUUCAUUUUCUAAUUGAGCUGAAAAGGUUCUGUUCCACAGUUGUAUGCUUUAUCAAUGUUGCAUGUAGAGUAAGGGAGUGGGAGAGCAGGAAAGACCCUUACAUAUCCUUCGAUUCACCUCCUAUUUUUUAGCUGAUGAAACUGAGGCCCAGGAAGGGGAAAUGAGUUACCCCAGGCUAUACAGUAAACCAGUUCCAGGGCAGAGACCUAAACCACGUACCCUAGACUUAUCUCUGUGGCCAUGUCAUAAACUUGACCUUGUAGUUUUCUAAGUCUACCUGCAUCUGCCUGAUUAUUUACCCUUCUGAAGUCACAUUUAUUAAGUUCUUGUGGGUGCAUGCAACUCAGCAUUUCUUCUCUUUGAGCCGUCUUUCCCAGCAGACCCACAACUCAUGACUGUCACUCCCAGAAAGAGGAAUUGGAAUGUGGAAGUGCAAAGCUUGGCUGUUCUGUUGUUCUCUUAAGAACACUACCGAAACUAGGGGGACCAACUUGUCCAGGUUUUGAAAUUCAGAGUCCUACACGUGGGAACCCCCUUGCUCCCCGGCAAACUAGGAUGGUUUGUCAGCUCAAGUCCAUAGCUAAACUAGAGAUCAAAAACAACAGCCCUCUGAGUUCUUUCAUCCUCAGCCCCUGCUCUUGCCUUUAUCGCAGUGAUGAUUUUAGUCUGUGACUGUGCAAUUGGACCCAAGUGGAAUUUAAUUUGUUCAGAUCCAGCAAUAGAAUAGACUACAAUAGAAAUAGAAUAGCAAUAUAAUAGAAAUCUAGAUUCUAGCCCCUUGCUAUUCAAGAUGUGGGGCUCAGACCAGCAGUUUUAUCUUUAUCUGGGGCCUUGUUAGAAAUGUGGAAUGUCAGCCCUGCAGAAUCAGAAUCUGCAUUUGGACAAAGUCUCUGUGUGAUUCACAUGCAUGUUAAAGAUUGAGAAGUACUGGUCUAAAGCAUUGAUUUUCAAACAAUGUGGCUGCACUUUGAGAUCAUACAGGGAAUUAAAAAAAUACUGAUGCUCGA